AUGGCUUUUUUCAGCUUCCUCAUCCUGACCUCCCUGUGUAUUGCGGGCCGAGAGGCCCUCAGCUUAUCUGACUGCGGAGCGUACGCCAGGCGACCAGAAUACACUGAUAUUGCUGUGGUUUGCGGCACAUCGGCCAUUGACCUGGCAAUUCAGAUCUGCCCGGUUAUCUACACUGGGUACAACCAGAGUUUACUGAUCCUAAACCGCAUCAGGGACAAUAUGGACUGCCAGGGGACGCUGGACACGUCUGUGGCACCUCCUGUGGUGAGAUUCAGCUUCCCCAUCAGAGAAGGAAACGCCUGUGGGAGUACCUUCUUGACCACGAGUGCGCCAGGGACGGGAAUAUUCUCCGACUUCUCGAACAUUCAGUCGGUCAACGUCAGCGGUGUGGUCAGAUCCUUUGACCCCACCAUUGGAACGAUCACCUACAACGCAGAGCUCAAGUAUUACUAUUCAUGUGCUUAUCCUUUGGAGUAUCUCAUAAACAACACCCAGGUGGACGUGUCAUCCUCCUCCAUUGCUUUGAAGGACAACAAUGGGAGUUUCAUCAGUACCCUCAGCAUGGCCUUGUACCAGGAUAUAAAUUACACCACACCCCUUGUCAUGUCACCUCUGGGCGUCGAACUGAGAAAGAACAUCUACGUUCAGGUGGUUGCAUCCAACCUGACAUCCCAGUACUUUGUUCUUCUGGACCGCUGCUACGCUUCGGUGAAUCCGCGGCCCUCCAACUCCACCUUCUUUAAUCUCUUUGUCUCGUGCUCCAUAGAUCAGCUCACCACCAUGCUGGAGAACGGGGAUAGCCAAAAGGCCCGCUUCUACUUCCCUGCAUUCCGCUUCAUCGAGCAGCAGAAUGAGACCAUCUCCACCUACUACCUGCAUUGCAUUACCCGACUCUGUGAGCGCAGCACCUGCAGUACCUUCAAGCAAUGCAACAGGAAGAGGAGGAGUGUGGAGACCACGGUUGUCCAGGAGAGCAUCACUGAGCCGUCUGUGCUCACAGUGGCUAUAAGGGCAAAGACAGAGAACCCCAUUCACUCCAAAGAAGAGGCGCUGUCUGGUGGCCAGUCUGAUGGCAAGGGCGCGUCUGUUGGCCUGGGAAUUGCUGUGGCUGUCCUCAUUGUGAUUGGGGUGGCAGCCAUUUUGACUGCGGCAUCUUUUUAUCGAAAACUGAAGCGGCUAAGCUAGCAGGAGUCCAUAAUUUUGAUGAACAGAGGUCGGCACAGGCUUGCAUGACAUAAUGAGUUUGACAAGUUGACAUUCACAUACUGGUGGGGGUGCACAAUGUAUGUAUGAAGGACUCUGUUGUACUGAAUCAAACUAUUGAUUGGAGCACUUAAUUUUUAUUUCCAAUCCUUCAGAGACUGUUAGAAGUUAUUGAAGGUGAAGUCUGAAUAAUGUACCUGUUAUGCUGCACUGCAUGGUAAAAAGAAAGAAAGAAAGAAAGAAAGAAAAAAUUACGGUGCCAUCCUAAAGGAAUAGUUCGACAUUGCAAGAAAUACGCUUAUUUGUUUUCUUCUUCUGGUCCCGGCCAAGAAUUAGUCUAAUAAUUCCCUAUAAAAAGGCAAAUCCUCAGCUUUGCCUUUUGUUCUUGUACAAAUUAAAGUGUUAAAUGGGAAUCUUUAGAUGUGCUGCUAGCUGAACUUUGUUGCAGAGCCAGGCUAGCUUUUUCCAGUCUUUAUACUAAGCUAAGCUAAACUGACUGGACACCGACUUCAAUUACUCUUGUAGAUGUGAUAAGCGUUGAUCUUUUUACCCAGCUCUCUGCAAAAAAGUGUAUUUUUCUUAAAUGAACUUUUCCUUUAAAGGUCCAGUGUGGAGGGUUUCAGGGAUUUAGAGGCAGGAAUAGAAUGCAAUAACAGAAGUAUAAUAUGAUAUGAUAUAAAAUGGCACGAAACUAAGAAACAUUGUGUUUUCAUUGCCUUAGAAUACGCCUCUACAGUCCACCAUAUCACACAGCCUGAUUUAUACUGUAGCCCAGAAUAGACAAACCAAACACUGGCUCUACAACAGGCCUUAAGCCUUUUUUUCUGCAUCUUUUGUAUUUUUAGUGGCCAUAAUAGUGGAACGUGAGACAAGGGGUGUUCAGAUGGUUGCAAUCUGUAUCCGCACCACUAGAUGCCACCAAAUCCUACACACUGGACCUUUAACUUACAACUGGAGGCUAAACAAAAAAAAGUUAUGGCAAUGAACUGUAAUCCUUACAUUUUUGUGUGACAUUAAAUUUAGUUUAUUGUCAGUGAGUAAAUAUUCUUUGAUUCACGUACAUCUUGUUCAUCCUACACACAGUCCACAAAUAAAUAUUCACAUCUGUGUCUAAAUCAUGAACAGUAAAUGACGCAGACAGUUGACUGCACUCUUGAUGGUUCAACAAGCAGCACAGAUUAUUUUGCGCAAGCCGGACCUGACAUGUUGCAUGUUAUAUGUAGAAACGCAUGAGUAAGUAAUUAAAAUGUAGAUGCAAGAGGAAUCAUUGCCCUGCAUUCAGAUAUGCAGGUUUUCAAUCCAGAGGUGUCACAUGAAAUGCAACAAUGCCAUGUGAAUGAGCGGGUGAAUUUAGUUAUUUAUUUGUAUCGCUUGCUUGUUUGAAUUAUGUAUUCAAGCCAGCUUUAUUUCAGGGGAAUUUAGUUAGUUCUGAUGCUUGUAAUAAUGCAUAAUAUACUGCGGCAACUGUUCUGAGGAAGUUUGUAUUUUUCCACGAAGUGAUUGCUGCUGUGUACA
This is a messenger RNA of Scatophagus argus, 2718 nucleotides long. Its product is annotated as zona pellucida-like domain-containing protein 1. Gene Ontology annotation, cellular component: cell surface. The record is from RefSeq and is a predicted model, not a curated record. The transcript is spliced from 10 exons. NCBI's taxonomy places the organism in Eukaryota, Metazoa, Chordata, Actinopteri, Scatophagidae. The coding region runs from base 1 to 1185 and encodes 394 amino acids.